This is a messenger RNA of Cyprinus carpio (common carp), 5509 nucleotides long. RefSeq names its product protein kinase, AMP-activated, alpha 2 catalytic subunit. Lineage: Eukaryota; Metazoa; Chordata; Actinopteri; Cypriniformes; Cyprinidae. The record is from RefSeq and is a predicted model, not a curated record. Gene Ontology annotation, biological process: intracellular signal transduction; protein phosphorylation. Gene Ontology annotation, molecular function: protein serine/threonine kinase activity; ATP binding. Gene Ontology annotation, cellular component: cytoplasm.
CCGCCCCCUUUCCCAGCAGUUAACGCCUUAUCAGCUGAUCCGAGAGCUGUCUGUAUGUGUAGAGUUUACAGAGUUCCCCUGAAGCUGAAUUCAGAUCAGCACUUAGAGGGGUUUAGUAAAGCUCAAUCCUGCCUCCUGUGAGGCAGCCCGAGGAUCUCACGUAGUAAAAUGGCUGAAAAGCAGAAACACGAAGGCAGGGUAAAGAUAGGACACUACAUCCUCGGAGACACGCUGGGAGUCGGGACAUUUGGAAAAGUGAAGAUUGGAGAGCACCAGCUAACAGGACAUAAAGUUGCCGUGAAGAUCCUCAACAGACAGAAGAUCCGCAGUCUCGAUGUUGUGGGGAAAAUUAAACGAGAGAUUCAAAACCUUAAGCUCUUCAGACAUCCACACAUCAUCAAGCUGUAUCAGGUGAUCAGCACUCCCACAGACUUCUUCAUGGUGAUGGAAUAUGUGUCUGGAGGGGAACUCUUUGACUAUAUUUGUAAGCAUGGAAGGGUGGAGGACACAGAGGCGAGACGUCUUUUCCAGCAAAUCAUCUCAGCAGUAGAUUACUGCCACAGACACAUGGUGGUGCACAGAGACCUCAAGCCUGAAAAUGUACUGCUGGAUGGCAACAUGAAUGCCAAGAUCGCUGACUUUGGUCUGUCAAACAUGAUGGCAGAUGGAGAGUUCCUGAGAACGAGCUGCGGAUCCCCAAACUACGCUGCACCAGAGGUCAUCUCAGGAAGGCUGUAUGCUGGUCCAGAGGUGGACAUCUGGAGCUGUGGUGUCAUUCUCUAUGCACUGCUUUGUGGGACUCUGCCAUUUGAUGACGAGCACGUGCCCACCCUCUUCAAAAAGAUCCGUGGAGGGGUCUUCUACAUCCCAGAAUACCUCAAUCGUUCAGUGGCCAGUCUACUAAUGCUCAUGUUGCAAGUGGACCCACUGAAGAGAGCUACUAUCAAAGACAUCAGAGAGCAUGAGUGGUUUAAGCAGGACCUUCCUUGCUACCUCUUCCCUGAGGACCCCUCGUAUGACGCCACAGUGCUGGAUGAGGAGGCUGUGCGGGAGGUGUGUGAGAAGUUUGAAUGCACUGAAGCCGAAGUACUGAGCAGCCUAUACAGCGGAGACCCUCAAGACCAGCUGGCCGUGGCAUACCACCUCAUCAUCGACAACCGGCGAAUCAUGAACCAGGCCAGCGAGUUCUACCUGGCCUCCAGUCCACCAACCGGCUCCUUCAUGGAGGAGGGCAUGCCUCUGCCACCAGGGGUCAAAGCUCACCCUGAACGGAUGCCCCCACUCCUGGCCGACAGCCCUAAGGCACGGUGCCCUCUGGACGCCCUCAACACUACCCGACCCAAACCGCUGGCGGUAAAGAAAGCAAAGUGGCACCUGGGCAUUCGGAGCCAGAGCAAACCCUACGACAUCAUGGCUGAGGUUUAUCGUGCCAUGAAACAGCUGGAGUACGAGUGGAAGGUGGUGAACCCCUAUCACCUGAGAGUGCGCCGGAAGAAUCCAGUCACUGGGAACUUUGUGAAAAUGAGUCUGCAGCUCUACCAGGUGGACAAUCGUAGCUACCUGCUCGACUUCAAGAGCACUGAUGAUGAUGUGAUCGAGCACAAGUCAGGGUCGUCGACUCCCCAGCGCUCUGGCUCUACGGCCGGCCUCCAUCGGCCGCGCCUCAGCAUCGACUCUGCGAGCGUGGCUGUUGAGAUGCCCCAGCUCAGCAGCUCUCUGCCGGGCUCUCUGACCGGGAGCACACCUCUCCUGGCACCGCGGCAGGGCAGCAACACCAUGGACUUUUUCGAAAUGUGUGCCAGCCUCAUCACUACCCUGGCUCGCUGAGACCAUCAUCUGAUGGUCUUUACCUCUUUACAGUCAAAAGGUGAAGGGUUAAUUUAUGGAUCCGGGGUGCUUUAAUGUCAGUCCCACAGUAGCGCCACAAACAUACGGUGACCUAAAGAGUUUUUGAACACAAAAGAAACACCUACAAAUAUAUGAAAGUCAUUGCAUUAUUUAACCAAUAAUCAUAUCAAAGCCAUCAGUCAUGAAAAAAUAUUUUUGUCAUCACUUCAUCAUGCCUCAUUUCAUAUAAUUAUAUAAUUCAAUUUUAUAUAUUUAUGAAUAAUGUAAAACAUUGCUUAGGUUUUUCACUAAAAUAAUAAUUUCUAAAUAUUAAUAUUAUGAAAUUUUAUUUUAAUUAUUUUUAAAUUAUAAAUAAUCGAUUCUGAUGUUUCAAUCAGUGUUUAUUUUUUAUUUAUUUAUUUUUGUUUACUUAAGUUGUUCUUUUUAACAGCGCAUUGUUUUAUUGUUUUAAACCUACCCCCCCACCCACAUUCAUUCUAUCCAAAAUCGUAUUAAGGGCCACUUUAGUCAGAGGUUCUACUCAUCAUCAAACUUUAAAUAAUAGAAAAACUAUAAACAUACUUCUGAUUCUAUAUACACUUUUUUUUUUUGCAAUAAGUAUUUUACAGUAUAUUUAUAUUCUCAUAUCGAUCACUUGAGUUGUAUAGUUUAGUUUAAUAGCUGUUGAUUGCAAUGACAUACCAAAAAAAAAAAAAAAAGUUUGUAAAUACAGAGCAAAGAUCAUUAUUUAAUUAUAUUAGAGAUUCUUGCUUAUUUUACAAAGAAUUCAUAUCUAUUCACAUUAUUUAAGUGUUAAUUUAUGGAGUGAAGAACUUAUAUUGAGUGCUCUGGGUUUGGCUUGCAGUCUUCAGAAAGCGUUUAUCAAAGAGAAUGUCACAGUGAAUCUCUGAUAAUACACACCAUCUGCAGUGGAAAAGCCUGACCGUGACCUCUCUGUGUCUGUCUCAGAGGCCUUGCUUGCAUCAUGGGCUGUGCUGCUGUCAUAGAUACAAAUACGCUGAAUGAGGGUAGACAGACCAGCCAAAGAGCUUCAGUGUUGUGCCUUGAUAUGGCUAAAAUGCACACAAAGAAUAGAGACGGGUGACGUAGAGAAUGUGCCAGUCAUUUUGUUGAUACGAGUGAGCCUUUCAUUAGACGGCCUUAAAAUAUUCCCAAUGCUUGAUAAUACAGAGAGCCAUAACGACCUUAUUAAAGCAUUUGUCCUGAAUGACACCUUCAGCUUUAUUAAAUGUAUUAUUUGUUUUAGAACCACUAUAUUAAAAAAUUAUUUUACAAAUAAUUUGACAAAAUUUAAGUAUAUUAAAUAAAUUACGAUGUUUAUGUGCACACACACACACACACACACACACACACACACACACACACACACACACACACACAGACAGACAGACACACGAGCAGUCAAAAUGCAAUACAUGCAUAUUAAAUAUAUCACAGUUUCCACUAAAUUAUGAAGCAGAACAGCUUUUUCAAUGAUUUUUGAAUUUUGCUUUUUAGGAUCAUGUGACACUUAAGACUGGAGUAAUGCUGCUGAAAAUUCAUCUUUGCAUCCCAGAAAGAAAUUACAUUUUAGAAUAUAUUCACAUAGAAAACAGUUCUUUUAAUUUGUAAUAAUGUUUCACAAUUUCUUACUGUACUUUUGACCAAAUAAAUGCAGCUUUGGUGAACAGACUGGUAGCAUAUUGAAGUAGACUUGCUUUAAACAUUAUAAAGGUGGUGUGUAUGUGAUGAGAACACAUAAAGUGACCCAAGCCAAGAGUGCGCCACGUGACCCCCCUUCCCUGGGAUGCCUUAAAUAGAUUGUGAACUUUGUUUCGAAUCGAAUAUGCUUGAACAUAUUUGUUUAUGUGUGUGGUUGUUUGUAUGGAGUAGAUCCAAUGUAUUUAUUAGUUACAUAUAUUUAUUCUUUAUUUAAGCUCACCUCUUAAGUGUUGCUUGUGAACAAACAACAUAAGUAGGUGGAUUUCAGUGGGGAUUCAGAAAGUGGAUUUGUUGUAGUUGUCUAUGUGCCAACGUGUAUGAACGGACAACUACAACACAGCCAGCCGGGAAAUAGCAGUGCAUGACUGAAAAUGAGAGGAGUGAAUACUAUAUGCAGAUUAUAUACAAUGAAAAAGCAUUCAAUCAAACCCGGCAGCCAAAAAAGAGAAUCAGUGGUUCAAUCAAUAGAUCUGAAUCGUUUGAACUAAUAACAAGCUAGAUCUCAUAGUCAUUUUCAUCUUCGGUCCUGCUGGGUCAUAAUCCAUAAAGACAAACUUUAUCACAAAUUGUAUUUGUAUAAAUGUGAUGGUCUUCCUGAAUCUACCACUCUGUCUUGUACUGUAAGGAAUGGUUGAAUGGCUAGCGUUGUGUGCAUGAGUAGAGCGUUUGUGUGUUUUGUAUAAGUAUGCUGUAUUUUUUUAUGAUACAUGGCUGCAGAUCUAACAUUUCAACUGAAUGUAAAACAGAAAGAUGAAAAGUUCUCACACAAAUCACUUCAUAUCAUCUAUAUGAAAUGCAAUAGAUAUGAUACCUCUAAAAAGUUUAACAGUUAAGUGGAAAGUACACUGCUGCGGGACAUUUUUUGUGUGAAGAUGGGACUGGAUUAUGGUGUUGUUUUCAUGGAAAAAAUAUUGCACGGUCUGAAAUUCCUUCCAGAAUUUAAAGCCUUUAUGCAAUCUUAACAUUUUCCCCACAAAUCCCAAGGUCACUCCUGGUCACAUUGAGCAUCAGCGUGAGUUUUUGGAAAAAAAGUGCUGAUGUAAAACUUGAGAAAAUAGUUUAGGGAGUAUAUCGCCCCCUGCUGCUGGACUUUGUUACUACAUUAAAGGGACAGCUCACCCCAAAAUGACAUGGUUUUUAUAAAUAGCUCACCUUCAUAUUGUUCCAGACCUGUAUGAGUUUCUUUCUUCUGUUGAAAACAAAAGAAGAUAUUUUGAAGAAUGCUGGUUACCAAACAUUUUAUGGUAGCCACUGCCUUUCAUUCUAUGGAAGUCAAUGGCUACCGGCAACUAUUUGGUAACCAGCAUUCAUCAAAAUAUCUUUUGUGUGUGUGUGUGUGUGUGUGUGUGUGUGUGUGUGUGUGUGUGUGUGUGUGUGUGUGUGUGUGUGUAUGUUCAAAAGAAUAUACAAGUUUGGAACAAGUGAAGGGUGAGUAAAUGAUGACAGAAUUUGUAUUUUUAGGUGAACUAUCUCUUUAGUAUCAGUGGCAGAUUUGUAUGGGAAUUGCAGGAAUGUGUGCACACUUCAUGCAGUUGUGGUUAGUGUUUGUCAUAUUUAGAGACCAGAUAGCAGACAGUUUAAAAUCUGAUAUAUCAGCUUUAUAGCUGUGUUUUGUAGAAACUGGUCAGAAACUUUAUGGCCUGCAUUAAUGCGACGGCAAUGGCUUCAUGUUCAGUGUUUUUUGUCUAUGUAGAGGCAUUUGUGCUGGAUAUUAUACCCUCUCUGUCUCUCCAGUGUAGUGUCGUAUGUGUGAAACAUGACAAUAAUGUGUUUUCUGCCUGUCCCCAAGCCUCUGCCUGUCAGUGUCUACAUGUCUGUAAUGUGUACGUGUCACUUCCUGUCUGUGUGCUGUUUGUAUUUUAAAAGUUAUGCACUGCAUGGUGUUCCUGUUCUGAUCUGCACUUUAAUUUUUGUUAAAAGAAAAAAAAAAGGGAAAAUAAAGCAGUAUAUGCAGUUUGAA